Molecule: messenger RNA, 1347 nt
Organism: Vespula pensylvanica (western yellowjacket)
Lineage: Eukaryota; Metazoa; Arthropoda; Insecta; Hymenoptera; Vespidae
Product: estradiol 17-beta-dehydrogenase 11
Exons: 8
Coding region: 358-1347 (329 amino acids)
Cellular component (GO): lipid droplet
Molecular function (GO): oxidoreductase activity, acting on the CH-OH group of donors, NAD or NADP as acceptor
Source: RefSeq, a predicted model, not a curated record
UAUUUCAUAAUGACUCUGUUUAUGACAAUAGUUCCUUUAGGUCACGUUAAAGUACACGGUGUAACGAUAAAGAAAAGUAGUAAGAGUUGUAAUUAUAGGAUAUAUACAAUCGUACGAUGGGGAUGUAUAGUAUAGAAAACAUGUUACAUACUAUUGUGAAUAACAUGCAGGAUACACUCGUAUAUACUCACACCAUAUGAAAGAUCGUUUACGGGGAUAGUAAGUACGUUCCGCUUUACAAUUCGCUUCGUGCAGUCGAGAAUAGUCUAUCAAAGGACAAGCAACUUUCGCGGAAGAUUUAUUUUCAAAUACUAUUUAAACGCGCGAAAAUUAAGGAAGCGCCGAUCGAUAGAUAUCAUGAUGGAAUUAAAAGAAACGUUAAUUCUUAUUUACGACGUUUUAUUAUUCUUGAUAAUGUCAAUAUUCUAUAUAUUCGAAACAAUAAUAUUCACGUUCAUCCCGCGACGUUAUCGUGAAAAAUCUAUCAAAGGGGAAAUAGCUUUGAUUACUGGAGGUGCUGCUGGAAUUGGUAAAUUGAUCGCUCAGAAAUUAUCUCAUUUGGGUGCUAACGUUAUCAUUUGGGAUAUAAAUAAAUCAGCACUCGAAGAUACGGUAAAUGAAAUAAGGAGACACGGUGGAAAAUGUUGGGGAUAUUAUUGCGAUAUUUCUGAUCGAGAGGAAAUAUUUAAAAUUGCGAAAUCUAUUAAAAUUGAGAUUGGUAAUAUAUCAUUAUUGAUAAAUAAUGCUGGUUACGUAUAUGGCAAAAAUCUUUUGGAUAUACCAGACGAAGAAAUCGAACGUACAUUUAAAAUAAAUAUAUUGGCGCAUUACUGGACUAUCAAAUCAUUUCUAAAAGAAAUGAUGAAAGAAAAUUAUGGACAUAUCGUAACAAUAGCAAGUGUUGCUGGUCUAUUAGGAACUUACAAUUGCACUGAUUAUUCAGCCACGAAAUCUGCUGCCAUUGGACUUCACGAAAGUCUUUUUUCAGAACUCAAAGCUCAUGGAUACGAAGGGAUUCAUAUGACACUCGUUUGCCCUUAUCUCAUUGAUACGAAAAUGUUUAAUGGUGUUAAACCUAGAUUAAUGAAAAUGCUCGAACCCGAGUACGUUGCCGAAGAAGUAGUAAAAGGAAUAUUAUUGGAUAAAGUAAAUGUUACUUUACCUAACAGUGUCAGACUUCUUUUGCCACUUAAAUGUUUAUUACCUGCAAAAAUGUGUUGGGAUUUAAUGUAUCGUAUAAUACGUGGACCACAAUCCAUGAUGAUGUUUAAAGGACGAGAAAGUACAGAAAUGCUUCAAGAGAAUAACAAUAUUACUGAAAAGACUGAAAAAGUACACCUACAGUAA